Molecule: messenger RNA, 3264 nt
Organism: Varanus komodoensis (Komodo dragon)
Lineage: Eukaryota; Metazoa; Chordata; Lepidosauria; Squamata; Varanidae
Exons: 12
Coding region: 37-1398 (453 amino acids)
Molecular function (GO): GTPase activity
Source: RefSeq, a predicted model, not a curated record
UUGGCGUUUCCGUUGCCUGCUCGGUCGCCGGCAGCCAUGCCCGGGGGCCGGGGUGGGAAGCCCCGCGAGUCCGCAAACCCCGCUGUAGUCAGUGGGGCCGAGUCGGUGACCGAGCGGGUCCUGCGGGAGGCUCAUUCCCUUUAUGUCCAUGAGGGUCACGGUCUGGUGUCAAUUGGGGGGCGAGUGGGACUGACUUUGCUUCCUCCACGCCGCAAAGUGACCAUCAUGGUAAUGGGCAACCACAGUGCUGGCAAGAGCAGCUUCAUUAACUGGUAUGUGGAAGAACAUAUCCAACGAACCGGUGUAGCUAUUGAGACUCAGGGAUUCACCUUCAUCACUAGUGGAAGGAAGCGAGAGUCUCUCACGGGUAAUGCUACACUCCACCUGUAUCCCCAUUUCCUGGCCUUGCAAAGCUUCAAAGGGGUGUCCGAGUACCUAAGCACUGAGAUUUGUACCUCCAAGCAGAAGCAAUUCCCCCUGGUCACCUUCCUUGACACUCCGGGCUUGGUGGAUGGAGACAUGAAAUACCCAUUUGAUGUGGAAGGGGCGCUGAUCUGGUUUGGCCAACUCUGCGACCUCAUCCUGGUCUUCUUUGAUCCCAUGGGGCAGGCCCUAUGCAAGCGCACCCUCAACAUUGUGGAGAAGCUCAACGAGGGGCAUGGAGACAAGUUGCAUUUCUACCUCAGCAAGGCCGAUGAGGCGGGUGCGGAGGGUGACAGACAGAGAGUGCUGAUGCAAAUUGUCCAGGAGCUCUGCAAGCGUCCGGGCCUCAAUAAGUGUGGAUUUGACAUGCCCACAAUUUACAUCCCCAACACCAAUAAGCCAAGCCGAUGUGUCAAUCAGAUAGAGGAGAUCUGCCGAACUAUCGAGAAAACCAUCAGCCAGACCAUCCAGCACACGCUCAACUCCCUGGAGCGAGACUGCCACCUCAUCGCCCAGGCCACGCAGCACCUGCUGGAUGAGGACAAUGAGGCCAGAAGCAGCAAUUUCCGGGCUUGCUUCCGGGGGACACUGCUGGGGCUUGCUGGAUGCCUGCUGCCCAUCUUUCUCCUCCUGACUUUGCUUUUUGGUACAGCAUUUGCUCGCCAGCUGUGGACUUUGGUGUUGGGAGAGGAACAGAGACAGGCCCUGGAGCUGUAUGUGCUCCCGAUUGCCACAGUCUGGAGUCUUGUCCCUGAAGACCAGACCUUAACAGUGUUCGUCGGCCUUCUUUGCCUUUCAGUUCUGCUCCUGCUUUUGGCUAGUUACACUUUCAGGACAAAGCCCACUCUGUCGAAGAAACAGAAGCGGCAACUGGAGGAUCGACGGGACUACGUGUUGGACGUGGUGCUGGAAAAAAAGAGGCAGCUCUAUGAGGAAUACCUUCGCCAGAGCAUCGGUGAGCAGGAUCUGAGCUGAGACCCCCUGCCGGUGUAUUUGGAGAUGCUUCCAGUUCCCUUCCCCUAAACCAUAUUAACAUCCCUCCCUUCCAACACACUCAAGAGAAGAGAGUAUCGUGUGGCUGAGCCUUCUAAGCACUGAAGCAUUCUGGUCUGGUUGGCAACUUUUCCACAAUCUCAGCUCAUCGCUUUUGAUUGGACAGAGAUGGUGCCCUGUGACCUCAUGAACUGUGAUUAGCUGUGGCCAGAGUGCGGUGCAUCUGCAGCAGCCGUGACGAACUUGGUCCGCUCCUGGCUAGUACUCCUCCCCAGAUGGCGUCUCCAGCGUUCUUACAACUUCUACCCUCUUGACGGGAGACGACGACACUACCUUUCUGCUCUUUCUUUCCAGUCGGAAUAUGCUACUCUUCCUGUCUUAAAUUAUUGUACCCAAGUAACAUUACAGGCCAGUACUGUGCUCCAUUAGCUAGGUUCUCAAAGACCAGGGAGUUUUUCAGUGAGGUGGCAGUAUCUGCCUGGUACUUCCUCCCCUCCUUCAGCAGCAUCUGGUCUGCAUCACUGCCUGGUCCCCUCAGAUUCAUGUCGGGCCGGCAUGCACACCCACAAGCUCCUGCUCGACCAGGUCUUGGACCACAUAACGGGGCAGGCACUAUAAACGGAGAUUCCUUUGUCUCAGUUCUGAUGUCUGCAUCCGCCAUUUGGUGAGCAAACCCUCACAACCUCUCUAGACAUUUUCCUGGUGUGUGUAGCCGAUGGCAUCAUGCCCCAUCUCAAGCCAAGUGCCUUUAAGUGACACCAGCUCUGCAAAGGAAGGGGGGACACUUUACUGGUAAAACUAUCUCAGUUUCUUCUACUAUGCUACACAUGCCAUUACUUAACACUGUGAAAUUUCUAUAGACAUGAUUUACAAUAAACUGUAGUGUACCCAGCAUCCUUUAGGACAUGCUGGGGAUUUCCAGUACCAGGAAACAAGACUGCCAUAGUUGAUUUAACUCGUGUUCAUUGUUCCUGGGACCACCUCUGCUGUAACUCCUAAAUUGGAUCUGGAUUUAGCCCUACUUAUUAGUAUAUGCAUUAAUCCAAGUGUUCUGUGUUUAAGUAGGGCUAAAUCUGCAUUGAACCCCCAUACCUGUGUCUCAGUAUAGGAUAGUUUUUGCAGUACUCCACACAAUGAGGCAACUGACCACAGCAGCAGUUGUACAUGUAAACUUGUGAGGAACAGAAUCUGCAGGAGCCAUUUUGCUUACUCCUUUCUCAGUCUAGUCUAUCAUCAUUGGGUGAGGCUAGAUUGAGUUCUCAGCAGCAUCUACAGCUCCAGGAAUUUGAUUUUCAUUUAGUUUCUCAAGUCCCUUUUUUUCAGCUUCCAGAGUGGAGUGCAGUGCAAGUACAAGCACAUUUCCUUUCACUAAAGCUUCUCUCCAUUUCCUACAAAUUGGAAAUGGCAAGAAAUGAUCCGUAUCCCAACUAUUUGCUUAGGAUGCAAUCCUAAUUUUGUUCAUACAGAAGAAAUCCUGCAGUUUCUACCACUGCCCGUGCUGCCUGGGGAAUGCUGGGAGAUAGAGGCCUUCUCAUGCUUAAGAUUGUGCUUUUAAUAGGAAAUUGCUCAACUUCAAGAGAGCAGAGCUAAAACAAAUAAGGGUACCAGUAAUUGCUCAGCUUGAUUUCAGUUCCUUUUUGGCCCCCACCCCAUAACGGUCCUUAGUUGGCAUGUAGAAUUGUCGCAAUAAUUGAAUUAGAGGGUGGGGUGAUUACAGCCUUAAAGCUGAAGCAAGAUAGGCUCUAGGUUUGUUUAGUAUGAACUCCGUACUGGCUCCUCUAACAAAACCAAUCUGAUCUGGCCCUCUAACUUGUGUUCCAGCAGGUGGUACCAGGAAUGUGGGGGGGG